Molecule: messenger RNA, 1293 nt
Organism: Aspergillus terreus NIH2624
Lineage: Eukaryota; Fungi; Ascomycota; Eurotiomycetes; Eurotiales; Aspergillaceae
Product: putative phosphatidylglycerol specific phospholipase
Exons: 1
Coding region: 1-1293 (430 amino acids)
Biological process (GO): phospholipid catabolic process
Molecular function (GO): hydrolase activity, acting on ester bonds
Source: RefSeq, a predicted model, not a curated record
AUGAGCCUCCUCUCGCUGGUCACCGUCCUGUCUCUGGGGUUGGGCAUCUCUGCCGUGCCCCAUGGCCCUUCCCACGCGAAAAGCCCCAUCAAGAAUGUUGUCGUGCUGGUGCAGGAGAAUCUGUCGUUUGACAACUUCGCCGGCGGCUUGACCUACAACCCCACCAUCGACAACCUGGUCAACCGCAAGUACUGCAACCCGUCCAACGUCUCUGAUCCGCACUCACCCCUGGUCUGCGCUCGUCCGAUCGCUAAGAAUGUCGCUCCGGACGACCCAGACCACUCCAUCAGCGGUGGAAACCAGCAGGUCUACAGCACCUACCACCCGGAUCUGUCGGACGAACCCUCCAUGCAGGGCUUCGUGACCGAGCAGAUCGCCUCCUACAGCAUCGGUCAGAACCUGUCGCGUGCCGCCGAGGUCAUCAACUACUACUCACCGGACCACAUCCCCGUCUUCAACGCCAUGGCCGAGAACUUUGUCCUCUUCGACCGCUGGUUCGCCGCCGUCCCCGGCCCAACCAACCCCAACCGCGCCUAUCUGACGUCGGGCACCUCGCACGGCCACGGCAUGAACGACGACGACUUCCUCACCUCGGCUCUGCCGCAGGUCUCCAUCUUCGAGCAGCUGUCCGCCGCCAACAUCAGCUGGAUCAACUACUCCAACACCACCGACUUCCUGCCCGACGCUCUCUUCUACGAGUGGACCGCUACCUCCGGCAAGGGCGACACCAACGUCAAGCGCAUCGACCACUUCUUCGCCGACGCCAAGGCCGGUACCCUGCCCCAGUUCUCCUGGAUCAACCCCGAGUGCUGCGACUACAUGUCCUUCCACCCGCCCUCGCCCAUCCACCUCGGCGAGGGCUGGAUCAAGAGCGUCUACGAGGCCCUGCGCGGCUCCCCGCAGUGGAACGAGACUCUGUUUAUCCUGACCUUUGACGAGCACGGCGGGUUCGCCGACCACGUCUCGCCGCCGGAAGAUGUGCCCCCGGGUGAUGACCUCGCCUACACCGAGACGGCUCCCGACGGCAAGAACACAACUUUCCACUUCGACCGCUUGGGUAUCCGCGUGCCCACUGUGCUGAUGUCUCCGUGGGUGGGGAAGGGCGUCGUCCAGAACCGCCCCCAUGACCAGCCGGGCGAGUUCACCCACACCUCCAUCCUGAAGUAUCUCGCCGAGCUCUGGAACCUGGACAUCCUGACGCCUCGCGUGCAGUGGUCCCCUAGCUUCGGCCAUCUCAUCACGGACACCUUCCGUGAUACCCCGGAGAAGCUGCCCGAGCCGGCGGAGUUCUAG